GGCUACCGUUGGCGCCAUUAUUCGCUCAACUGGAAGUGGGAAACCUCGAUUCUUGCUCUGCCUCUCUGUAAACUGUAGAAACAGGAGAACGACAAUGGCGGAGAUACUGACGCCGAUGGACAUUGAUGAAGAAACCGGCGAACGGAGCAACAAUCACUACCAGAGACCAAACAAGGGCAAAAAUGUCGUCGUCACUGACACUAAAGCUACUCCCUGGGUAGAAAAGUAUCGCCCUUUGUCCCUCGCCGAUGUCGCCGCACAUCGCGACAUCGUUGACACAAUUGACAGGCUUACCAGCGAGAAUAGAUUGCCUCAUCUUUUAUUGUACGGCCCUCCUGGUACGGGCAAAACCUCAACCAUUCUGGCUGUGGCUCGCAAGCUGUAUGGAGCACAGUACCACAAUAUGAUUCUGGAGCUGAAUGCCUCGGAUGAUAGGGGUAUCGAUGUUGUGCGCCAACAGAUCCAAGAUUUUGCCAGCACACACAGCAUCUCGUUUGGUGCAAAGUCGUCAGUGAAGUUGGUCUUACUCGAUGAGGCAGAUGCCAUGACAAAGGAUGCACAAUUUGCCUUGCGUAGAGUGAUUGAGAAAUACACAAGGAAUGCUAGGUUUGCUCUUAUCUGCAAUCAUGUCAACAAGAUUAUUCCUGCACUGCAAUCCAGAUGUACUCGGUUUAGAUUUGCCCCUCUUGAACCUGUUCAUGUCACUGAGCGACUGAAACAUGUUAUUGAGGCUGAAAGACUUGAUGUAACUGACAGUGGCUUAGCAGCACUUGUACGACUUAGCAAUGGUGACAUGAGAAAGGCUUUGAACAUUUUGCAGUCAACACACAUGGCUUCUCAGCAGAUUACAGAAGAAGCUGUAUACCUAUGUACCGGAAAUCCUAUGCCUAAAGACAUUGAGCAGAUAACUUACUGGCUUCUGAAUGAAUCAUUUGUGGAGAGUUUCAAACGAGUAUUGGAAAUGAAGACAAGGAAAGGACUGGCAUUGGUAGAUAUUGUAAGAGAAGUGACAAUGUUUGUGUUUAAUAUUAAGAUGCCAUCAGAUGUUCGAGUUCAGUUAAUCAAUGAUCUGGCUGACAUUGAGCAAGGUAAUUUCCAUCCCAUCCCAUUGAUUGGCAUGAUUGUUCACCAUAUAUGCAGAUACCGAUUGAGCUUUGGGUGCAACGAUAAACUACAGCUUGGAUCCCUCAUUAGCACAUUUACAGGUGCAAGAUCUGCACUAGUGGCUGCAGCGAAGUAGCAGUUUGGCAAAUCUGCUUUUUGUUGGACAUCUCUAGUGACAUGAGUAGGAUCUCAAGAACAUUGGUUUUCUAGUAUGCAAGUUGUGAAUCAACCAAAACAUGUAAAGUUUUAAGGUUAAUGGAUGUGUAACUUUCCCUCUAUUUAAUAGGGCUUUUCCUGUUUUUGAAGAGCUACCUUUUGCUCCUAGUUCAUUUGCUAACCCAUGUUGGUUUCCUGUUAUGUAAAGUUCAGUGCAUCAACAUUAGUUGCUCUAGCAAAGGCUUGUCUCUAAUCAGUUCCAAAUCCUCUGUAACUUGCUGCAGAUAUUUCUCAUCAUGGAAGCUCAGGUUCAGGGUGAAAUGAAGAGAAAUGUAUUUU
Messenger RNA from Rubroshorea leprosula, 1599 nucleotides. NCBI's taxonomy places the organism in Eukaryota, Viridiplantae, Streptophyta, Magnoliopsida, Malvales, Dipterocarpaceae. The record is from the annotation of a GenBank genome assembly.